Messenger RNA from Hydractinia symbiolongicarpus, 4261 nucleotides. RefSeq names its product hydroxylysine kinase-like. The record is from RefSeq and is a predicted model, not a curated record. Bases 1559 to 2752 code for a protein of 397 amino acids. NCBI's taxonomy places the organism in Eukaryota, Metazoa, Cnidaria, Hydrozoa, Anthoathecata, Hydractiniidae. The transcript has 3 exons. Gene Ontology annotation, molecular function: amino acid kinase activity.
GUAACAUCAAUCGUCUACUUACUUCUGUUUACUUGUGUUUACUUGUGUUUAAUUGUGUUUACUUAUGUUUACUUCUGUUUACUUCUGUUUACUUGUGUUUACUUGUGUUUACUUGUGUUUACUUUUGUUUCCUUGUGUUUACUUAUGUUUAAUUGUGUUUAAAUAUGUUUACUUACGUCUACUUACGUCUACUUAUGUUUACUUAUGUUUUCUUAUGUUUACUUCUGUUUACUUUUGUUUACUUGUGUUUACUUGUGUUUACUUGUGUUUACUUGUGUUUACUUGUGUUUACUUGUGUUUACUUAUGUUUACUUGUGUUUACUUGUGUUUACUUGUGUUUACUUGUGUUUACUUGUGUUUACUUGUGUUUACUGGUGUUUACUGGUGUUUACUUGUGUUUGCUUGUGUUUGCUUGUGUUUACUUGUGUUUACUUGUGUUUACUUUUGUUUACUUAUGUUUACUUUUGUUUACUUGUGUUUACUUUUGUUUACUUAUGUUUACUUGUGUUUACUUGUGUUUACUUAUGUUUACUUCAGUUUACUUAUGUUUACUUGUGUUUACUUCUGUUUACUUGUGUUUACUUAUGCUUUCUUAUAAUUUACUUGUGUUUAAUUGUGUUUAAAUAUGUUUACUUACGUCUACUUAUGUUUACUUAUGUUUUCUUAUGUUUACUUAUGUUUACUUUUGUUUACUUAUGUUUACUUGUGUUUACUUCUGUUUACUUGUGUUUACUUAUGUUUACUUGUGUUUUCUUAUGUUUACUUGUGUUUACUUGUGUUUACUUAUGUUUACUUAUGUUUACUUUUGUUUACUUGUGUUUACUUGUGUUUACUUAUGUUUACUUGUGUUUACUUCUGUUUAUUUGUGUUUACUUGUAGUUGUUGUAUUAUGUUAUGUACAUUACAAUUUUUUUUUUCAAACAUACUUUGAUUGAAGAACAUUUGCUAUUAAAUAAAACAUUUUAUGGUAAAAAUGUUCAAGUAUUUUGCUUCUUUUAAAUUUACCUCUUAAAAGAUCAUUUUAUGUUUGUCUAGUGUUUGCUGUACGGCUGAGCAAUUUUGAAUCAUAUUAAUCUUUCUGUUCCAUUUUAACGCGAUUACACUAAAGGAAAUUUUUAUGUUUUAUCAUAGAAAAACAUUUUUUUCAAUCUAAAGCCACAUGCUGUUAAUACUUAUGUUAUCUUAGACAUAAAAACAAUUCUGUAGUUUUUCGUAGUCUUUUGCUAUUCACAGUGAUCAAGAAUCAUUGAUUUUUCAUAAAACUAACUACAGUUAAAGCAUCAAUAUUAUACAACUUUAAGUCCUAUCAUGAGUAUCUAAAGCUAAGAAUAAUUAUUGAGCAGCAUUAAAUUUGAGGACCUUAGAGGGAAAUUUCCAAUGUAUUUUUUUCACAGUUGUAUCACAGGAAAUAGGUGAAUAUAAAGGAGUUUUUCCACAAAACAUUGGCAGUUCAUAGGUGUUUAGAGAAGUAACUUCUCUUCAAUAUGAUUGGCAGUUCAUAUUUUUAAACUAUUCGUAUCACUUGCUUAUAUGUGUAGAUAGAUUGCAUUAUGAAAUUAUGAGUCAAAAAGUUACCAUUGUUACAAGUGACGUGGUGAAAAUUCGUCCAUUUGUUGAUAAAGAACAGAUAAAAGAGAUAGCAGAGAAAUGUUUUGGUCUUCAAAUUGACGAAUGCAGUGAAAUUAAAGAAGCAAUUUCUUAUGAUGACCGAAAUUUUAUAUUUAAAGGUAAACUGAACGCUCGUGGAAAUCAAACUGAUGAAGUGUACCAGUGUUUCGAUAAAUUUGUUUUGAAAAUUUAUAAUGCUUCCCAAACUCCUGGUUUUCCUUGGUUUUCACACAUCAAUGGUAUGGUAGCUGCUAUAUAUGAGAAAUGCCAAAACAAUUUUAAAGUGCCAUUACCAAUUGGUGAUGUGAAAUCAAAUGGGAACUGUGUUUUGUAUGAUAUACCACUGGAAAAAAAUGUUGAAGCAAGUGAAGAAUUGUUACAGGAGUUAUGUUUAAACAAUAAAUUUGUAUCUAAAGAAAAUUCGUGGUAUUUUGUGAAACAUGUAGUUCGAUUAACAGCAUUUAUACCUGGUCAGGUUAUCGAAAUUAAAAGUAUGGAUGAUGAUAUGGCGUUUUGUUAUGGAAAGUGUGCUGCACAGUUGGAUACUGUUCUAAAAACAUUUCCGAAGCCACACGUAGAUUAUCGCAGCGACUCGGAGUGGAAUAUGGUGAACAUAGAUAAGAUGCUGGAUCUCUGCAUUUCUACCAUGACGAACGAAGAAAGAAAAGGAAGAGCUGUAGACUUAAUCAACAAGUUCAAAUCCAACGUAGUGCCAAAGUUGGAGAAUUUACCGAAACAGUGGAUUCACAGCGAUAUAAACGAAUUUAACGUUUUAAAAAACAACUAUGACAAAAUCGUCGGAAUUAUCGAUUUUGAUGAUAUGACGUAUUCGUAUCGCGUCAUCGAUGUUGGUAUCGCGUUGAUGCAUAUCUCGUAUUCUGCAACGAAAGAACGCUGUUUUCGUAACAUACAACAAUUUUUGCGCGGGUAUAUUUCAAUAUCUCCGCUUGAGAAGAAUGAAAUCAAUCUUUUGUAUACGAUAAUGUUAGCUCGGUACAUACAGUGCAGUAUAGCUGGGGAAUACUGGUAUAAUUGCAUUGCCCCUGGGAACGAAUAUUUGCUAGUGGUUCCUAAUCAAGCGUGGAAUACUUUGAGUUAUAUAAUGAAUGAGGGGGAGAGCAAAUUUUAUGAAGUUAUUUCGUGACUUACAUUUUUAAAGCAAUGUUUUAACUUGGCUCCUGUUUUCUUCAAGGUUCACAGCAAGCCUUAAAGGAGAAUUAACGACUGAGAACAAGUUGUGUUUAAAAUUUUUUUUGCAUCAAUACAUCUAGAAAGAUAACAACAGAUGCUUCAUUUAAUUAGCUAGACUUGGAAAUAAAACUUCAAAUGAAUAUACGCAAUAAAGUGUACUGGAUUUUGUGAUACCUUAUUCGGAGGAACUUUCGCGAGAAAAACUAUCGCGAAUUUCGCGUUUUUGGGCCUUUUUGCGAAACUUUGUCUCGCAAAACUUUCAAAAAAUGGCCAUUCAGAGUUUAUUCAGUACAAACUUUCUAAAUUGUCGAUUCGCGAAAGUUUAUUGACUAAAAUUUUAAAAAAAAUUUGCAGUUUUUGAAAGUUAUUUCCCUCACGUGGCUCACCCUCCCGAUAUAAAAAAGGAACAACGUUGAAGCCUUUGCAUGCUGGGUGGGUGAUUGCCUUUAGCAACUACAUAACAUCAGCCGAUGGUAAAGAUAUCAUCAUUAAUGAAUGGAAACCCGCUGGAAUACACAACACCAUUGUACUUAGAUUAAGAAAGCUACCGACGAUAGAUCCUUUCCAUGAUAUUAAUCCCUUGCUCGAUCAAGACCCUACCUUAUUAGCUUUGAAUCUGGACACGGUUUGCAGAAUUGAUGAAGAGGAGCGGAAUGCUUAUAACCAAGUUAGUGGCGAAGAAGACGAUGACGACGAUGCGUGGGAGCCGGAAAAAGACGAGCCUAGAAAUGUGUUUGAUCUGCUUUGUGAUUUUGACGAUGAACCCAAUUUGUAAAAAGACGUUUUUACAUACCAUUAGAAAGAAAAUUACAUCGUUAAAAAACACUUCUUCCUUUUUCUAUCAUAAGAAAUAUAGGCCACCUUUUUUAUAAGAAAAUAGAAAAUAAGUUCAUAAUCACGAAUCGCGAAAGUUUAUCUCGCCAAAACUUUCCAAUUGCGGAUUUCGCGAAAGUUUCUCCAAAUAACGUAGUAAAACAAAACAAAAAUCGUCUCAAGUUUUUCUCUGUUUACCUGCUUUCUACAAUGAUGUUGUUCUAUUGGAAUUAAACUUGUCUUCUCCAUCGCUCAAACCACGCGAUAAAUUAUAAUCUUUUUUGGAGGACCAAGAAGCGAGUGCAUUCUCAUAAGUGUAUGUUCGCUGCUGACGUCACAAAUCAAGAAAAUAUGUACGAACCAAGUUAGCUUUCAUUUGAUAAUGGCUUUUCUGGGACGAAAUUUGGACGUAAUAAAAUGAGAAAAUUUAAAAAAAUUUAUGCCAUGUUUUCGUGAUAUGUAAGAAUGUUUUUAUUACAUAAAAACAUAUAUGUAGUUUCUUUCGUUAGUUCUUCUUUAAAGUAGACAUAGUUUUGCAGAAAAUUUAGGAAUAUAUAAAGGAGAAAUUUAGUGGAAAAUUAGAGAAUUUCAUAGAGGCCCGUACGGCCUAAAUAAAUGUAAUUCGGAUUUUAUGAAUAAAAUCGAAGUA